Molecule: messenger RNA, 2581 nt
Organism: Ziziphus jujuba (common jujube)
Lineage: Eukaryota; Viridiplantae; Streptophyta; Magnoliopsida; Rosales; Rhamnaceae
Exons: 13
Coding region: 229-2487 (752 amino acids)
Source: RefSeq, a predicted model, not a curated record
GUCUCCACUCGGUCCUAACUGCUUUUCAAAAACAAAAAAAACAAAAAAGAGAAACGCUUCAGUAAUAAAAUGUACUCCACAUCCUUCACCAGUCACCCCCGCCGUUUAAAACCUCUCUCAUUCACUUCCAUUAUCUAAAUUCCUAAACCAAACACACUCUCUCUCUCUCCUCUCAUUUUCUUUUCUCUCUCUUUCUCUGUCUCUCCUUCUACGCAGUCUUUAGGUUUAAUGUCGGCGGCCGAGUUCUCCACCUGCGUCGCCUAUGGCCUCCAGCUGGCGAAGCGUGUAUACUACGGCAAAGAGUCGGUUAUGGCACCGGCGGUGGAGCCUCCGGCGAUGUCGAGGUCUCAGGAAGAGUAUGUUCCGUCGGCUCCAAUGGUGUACGCGGUGGUGCCGGAGCCGGCGAUCGUGGACAAUCCGGAAGUUCCGAGCUACCAGCCGUACGUUCACGGUCAGUGUGAACCACCGGCUUUGAUACCUUUGCAUAUGCAUGGAGUAACUAUGGAAAUCGACAGCUAUUUGGAUACUGCGUUCGUCGCGGUGAGCGGCACGUGGCGCGUGCAUUGUGUUAUGGCGGGUAAGAGGUGCGAUUGUCGUGUUGCAGUUCCGAUGGGUGAGAAGGGUUCACUUCUAGGUGUUGAGGUUGAAGUUACUGGAACAUCAUAUCGUACACAAUUAAUCACAAAAGAAGAUAUAGAAAAUUGGGAUAAAGUGGCCAGAGCUCAAGAUGGAUCCUUCAUAAAAAGCCAGAUAUAUACUAUAAAAGUCCCACAGAUAGAAGGAGGAUCCUUCCUUUCCUUGAAAAUGAGUUGGUCUCAAAAAUUAUUAUAUCAUGAUGGCGGCGAGUUCUGCCUCAGGGUACCUUUUAGUUUCCCUGCAUAUGUCACUCCUGUAGCGAAGAAAAUUUCUAAGAAAGAAAAGAUCUUGUUGAAUAUGAACUCUGGUACUGGCACUGAAGUUAUAUGUAGAAGUACCAGCCAUCCUCUUAAGGAGCUUAAGCGGCAAGUUGGUAAAGUAAGCUACGCAUAUGAGGCGGAGGUUUCAGUAUGGUCAAGAACAGAAUUCAAUUUCACAUACAGUGUUCCUUCAAGUGACAUAUUUGGUGGUGUGCUUUUGCAAUCUCCUUCUCUUCUUGACUUUGAUGAAAGAGAGAUGUUUUGCCUAUAUAUGUUCCCUGGAAAUAACAAGACCAGGAAGGUUUUCAGGAAGGAGGUUGUAUUUGUUAUUGAUACAAGUGGAAGCAUGCGGGGAGCUCCUAUUGAGGAUGCAAAGAAUGCUCUGCUUGCAUCACUUUCUAACCUUAACCCGGAAGAUACUUUCAACAUAAUAGCUUUUAAUGAAGAGGUUAACUUAUUCUCACCUUCAAUGGAACUGGCCAAGAAGGAACCAAUAUCAAAUGCUACACAGUGGAUCAGCACUAAUCUUAUUGCGAAUGGCGGUACAAAUAUAAGACUUCCCCUAGAACAGGCAAUCAAAUUGUUGGCCAAAAACAGUGGUUCAGUUCCAUUCAUUUUCCUCAUCACAGACGGAGCCGUUGAAGAUGAAAGAGAGAUCUGCAAUAUUAUGAAAGGUUAUCUCGAAAAUGGAGGUUCAGUUUGUCCUCGCUUAUGUACUUUUGGCAUAGGUUUAUAUUGUAAUCACUACUUCCUGCAAAUGCUUGCGCAAAUUGGGAGGGGUUGUUAUGAUGCUGCUUAUGAUGCAGAUUCAAUCGACUUUAGAAUGCAAAGAUUAUUUACAAAUGCUUCGUCAGUCAUUCUUGUGGAUAUAACGUUGAACUCCUUGGAUCAUCUUGAUUCACUUGAGUUAUUUCCACAUCGCAUUCCAGACCUUUCAUUGGGAAAUCCAUUAAUUAUAUCAGGCAGAUAUGAUGGAAUCUUUCCUGACUUCAUUAAAGUUAGUGGUACCAAAGUCGAUAUGAGCAAUUUUGUUAUAGACAUGAAAGUGCAAAGAGUAAAGGAUUUGCCACUUAAUAGGGUGCUUGCAAGGAGACAGAUUGAUAUACUCACCUCUCACGCGUGGUUAUCAGGAAGUAAAGAGCUGGAGGAGAAGGUAGCUAAACUCAGCAAACAAACAGCGGUUCCAUCCGAGUACACUUGCAUGGUUCUAGCGCAGACGGAUAAGGGGAAGAAAGCGCCAGAGUCGGUUAUUAAACAAGAGGUUAACAACAUACUUAACCGGUGGAAAAGGACGGAGUCAAAGAGCGAGAAGAUCUUAUUCCUUGGAAGCCUUGGUGUUGGGUUUGGUAACUUGAGUGCAACAGCUGCAAAUGUUCCCCUAAUAAUAGAAGCAAAGACAUCUGAUGCUGCAGGCUUAUUGGUUAAGGCUGCUUCCAACUGUUGCGGUCGGCUGCUCGAUCGCUGCUGUUGCAUGUGUUUCAUUCAAGCUUGUUCAGCCGUGAACAACCAGUGUGCAAUUGUUUUCACACAACUCUGCACUGCCCUCGCCUGUUGCGAAUGCGUGAAUUAUUGUUAUGAGCUUUGCUCUUGAAUGUAACUAUUAGAUUAUAUAUAAACAAAACCAAACAUGCGCAAGAAAUACGAUGUGGUAGCACAUAUAAUACAUAGUUGCUUUUUUAUUUAAA